Salvia miltiorrhiza (redroot sage) is the source of this 985-nucleotide messenger RNA. Its product is annotated as elongation factor 1-beta 2. Bases 141 to 806 code for a protein of 221 amino acids. Gene Ontology annotation, cellular component: cytosol; eukaryotic translation elongation factor 1 complex. Gene Ontology annotation, biological process: translational elongation. The transcript is spliced from 6 exons. Lineage: Eukaryota; Viridiplantae; Streptophyta; Magnoliopsida; Lamiales; Lamiaceae. Gene Ontology annotation, molecular function: guanyl-nucleotide exchange factor activity; translation elongation factor activity. The record is from RefSeq and is a predicted model, not a curated record.
UCAAUUUAUCGGUCUAGGGUUUUUUCAGUAGCGCAUAUAAAAUCUCGCCCCUCUACUCUCACUCCCUCUCUUCACUCUCUACUCGCAUCUACAGAGCUUCUCCCUCUGCAUCUUUCUCUUCCCUCUCUCCCAAAUCGAAUAUGGCGGUUACCUUCUCGGAUCUGCACACAGAAUCCGGCCUCAAGGCCCUCGACGCCUUCCUCUCCGGCAAGUCAUACAUCUCUGGGAGUCAGUUGACGAAAGACGAUGUUAAAGUUUACGCCGCCAUUUCGGGAAAGCCGAGUGCCGAUCUUUACCCUAAUGCCUGCAAGUGGUACGAAGCUGUUUCCGCGAAGCUAGCAUCCAGCUUCCCUGGCAAAGCUGUUGGAGUAAAGAUCGGAGGCCAAGCUGCCGUAGCAGCUGUUGAAGCUAAGGAGGAAGCUGCCGAUGAUGAUGAUGAUCUUGAUCUCUUUGGCGAUGAGACAGAGGAGGAAAAGAAGGCUGCAGAAGCGAGGGAAGCAGCCAAGGCACCUGCUAAGAAGAAAGAAAGUGGGAAGUCAUCUGUUCUCAUGGAUAUUAAGCCCUGGGAUGACGAGACAGACAUGAAGAAGCUUGAAGAAUGUGUUCGAAGCAUUGAGAUGCCAGGACUCUUCUGGGGAGCAUCCAAAUUGGUCCCAGUUGGUUAUGGGAUUAAGAAGCUCCAGAUCAUGCUUACCAUUAUUGAUGAUCUAGUCUCUGUUGACACUAUGAUAGAGGAGCAGCUCACUGUGGAGCCUUGCAACGAAUACAUCCAAAGUUGCGACAUUGUUGCCUUCAACAAGAUUUGAGGCCAACCUGCUUCCAAGCCUUGUCCGGCGAUAAUUUUGUUAUUCACUAGCACUUUUUUGCUUGUUUUGGUUUAUACUACCUUCAUUGUUACUAAGAGGGAUGUGUUCUCUGAAGGGAAGAGGAAUUGAUGCUUUAAAACACUCCAUUUGCGGAUUUGAUUUGGUGGUGUUUGAUGAAA